Mesorhabditis spiculigera is the source of this 405-nucleotide messenger RNA. The record is from the annotation of a GenBank genome assembly. Lineage: Eukaryota; Metazoa; Nematoda; Chromadorea; Rhabditida; Rhabditidae.
AUGAGUCGCGAGAAGGCAGAUCCCAGUGAGAAGCCAAAGGGCGACCUCAAAUCACUGGUGGUUGAGCCGACGGAAGUGCUCUUCCCUCGCAACGCCGGCUUCAACAUUGUCAUCCUCAAAAACAACGGGCCGAAGGCGAUCGCUUUUAAGGUUGGUUCGACGGAACCGUCGACGUAUCUCUGCAAGCCGAAGGCCGCCAUCUUGGAGCCAAACAUCUCAUGCCCGCUCGAGAUUGCCAGAACGCCUGGGAAAACGCAGCUAAAAGACGAGCGUCUGGUCGUGCGUUACGUCGAGAUUGAUGGGGAUUACAACGAUGAAAAAGAGAUGACGAAGGCGUUCACGGCGCUCCAGAAGAGCGGCAACGGCAACGUGUUCGUCAUCCUGAAAACGAGGGACCCGCCCAAA